Messenger RNA from Eruca vesicaria subsp. sativa (arugula), 944 nucleotides. Lineage: Eukaryota; Viridiplantae; Streptophyta; Magnoliopsida; Brassicales; Brassicaceae. The record is from the annotation of a GenBank genome assembly.
UUUGUUUUCUCUUUUCUCCACAAAUUGAAUCUGAUAACAAUGCUAUAGGCCGAACUCAAAAAGCACCAAAACAAAGUUACUAGUGUUCAUCCCACGUCUCGUAAGAGUACAUACAAAUGACUGGUCCAAGAGGUUCAAAACCCGGGAGGGAAAUCUUCCUAACGUCAUCAUCUCUAUCCUUUUCUUCACUAUCUUCCUCUUCUUGUGCGUUGUCGGAAGAAGCAAUAGAGAUAAACAUGAAAGCAUCCCAAACAUCUUUUGAUCAGAAAGGGAAACUUAUGAAAGCUUCUUCACGAGGCUCUGAAAUGUCGUGUCUAACUCAUGUAACGAUGCAGCCUGCUCCGUCUCCACCUUCCAAGUUCCAACCAGGGUCGCCUUACGACCCUGAGAGAAUCCCAGCGUCGGUGUUUGGCAAGAAGGGUAAGGAUUUGAACUGGAGUGACGAUUCAUUGUUUAGUCUGAGAAUGUCAAACUUUGACGCGUUUCGUCAGAGUAAUCUAAACCCUGAAGAUCUUCUUUUGAUGUCCCGUGAGUUCUUAGCUUACUCACCGUCUCUGAAAAUCAAGUAUGAGGAUCCAGAAGAAGAGGAGAUAAGUCAUGUGAUGAAAAAGAAAGAGACAUCGUCGUCGGUGGAGAGUAUUGACGUAAAUCAAGAGAAGUCGUCGUCAUCAUCAUCACCAACUCCUCCAGCUUACUCAUACCCGGUCAGUUUUGCUCAGUUAUACCAAGCGCAGCCGAAACCUCAAUCUAUUACCCUUCCUGUUGUGGAGAAAAAGAGCAAGAAGAAGAGAAAGAAGACAAGAAAGAACAAGAAGGAGAAGGUGAAGGAGAAAACGAAUAAUAACAAGUGUAGUUCCGGUUUUCAAAUUGCAAAGUUUACUUGUGUUGCUGCUACAGAUGGAAGAAAUGUUGCUGCUGCUGCACAUGAAUUUUCUUCCUCUUGA